Epinephelus fuscoguttatus (brown-marbled grouper) is the source of this 600-nucleotide messenger RNA. RefSeq names its product proline-rich protein HaeIII subfamily 1-like. The transcript has a single exon. Lineage: Eukaryota; Metazoa; Chordata; Actinopteri; Perciformes; Serranidae. The record is from RefSeq and is a predicted model, not a curated record. Bases 1 to 600 code for a protein of 199 amino acids.
AUGAGAGGGGCUAGAAGGCGGUGCCAACCAGACCCCGGUGCCACGAGGCCCCCAAAGCCCAUGGACAGCGUGCCAGGUGGGCCCCAAGGAACCCAACGGGCCCCCACCGAACCCCGCCCCCCAAGCAACUGCAGCGUCAGGCCCCCGCAACGGUCCCGACCUGGGUCACACCGCCCGCAGCAAACCGACCGCACGCCACCAGGAUGCACGGACAAUGAGCCCCACCCAGCCCCCCGGACCCCAGCGCACAGGAGCACAGGCCAACCCGCAACCCCGCCAGUACCCCCCCAGACCGCCCCAGACCCAAAGCUGGACCCCCAGCCCAUCCGACCCGCCCCCCACUGCCGGCCGCACCCCAACGGGCAGGCCCACCCUGCGCGGCAGCAGAACACCCCCCCAUGGGCAGCACCCAGCCCCCACACCAGGCCCCCAGCCCGGGAGGGCCCCAGGCCCAGGGAACACAAGGAGACCCUGCCACCCCCAGGCACACAGGGCGAGCAGUCCAGACUUACCUGCUCCCCAGGGGAAACCGCCCAGCCCCGCGAUCCCCCAGAGAGCCAGGGAGCAGGCCCAGAUUCAAGAGAGAGAGGGUGCACCUAA